AUGCAGUCCGCCUCUGAAGCUGAGGCAGUAAUUUUGCCCAAGAAGGAAAAGCGCCAGAAGAAAGACAAGAAGGAGAAGAAGCGCAAAGCAGAGCAUGUCGGGGAGGAGGAGGAACAAGACGUGAGGGAAGAGGAAGACGAGGAGCAGACUGAUAAAAAGCCCUCCAAAAAGCGCAAACGCGAGAUUCUCCCCUCCGAAAUCGAAAUCGACAUCACCGCCCCAGAACCCGCCUCCAAAAAAGCCGCCCGCGAAGCCAAACGCAAAGCCAAAAAAGCCAAAACCGCACCCACCCCCUCCACCGCCGCCGACGCCCCAACAACAACCGAAACUGCAGAGUCCAAAGAAGCCAAGCGCUCCGCCUUCAGCGUCUGGAUCGGCAACCUCCCUUGGUCCGCCACUAAAGAAACGCUGCGCACCUUCCUCACCGAAAACGCAGAGAUCAAAGACGACGAAAUAACCCGCAUACACAUGCCCGCGCCCAAGGCCCCGCCGCGGCCGAACUGGACCGACGCAAAGCCCACGAACAAGGGCUUCGCCUACGUCGACUUCGCCACGGAGCUGGCCAUGUACUCGGCCAUCGCACUCACCGAAACGCGCAUGGACCGCCGCCCGCUGCUCAUCAAAAACUCGAAGAACUUCGAGGGCCGGCCGGACAAGCCCAAGGAGGAGCAGCAUGACGGUGACACUACGCUGCGAGGCGGCAAGGAGGCCAAGGCGCCUAGCAAGAAGAUCUUCGUGGGGAAUUUGGGCUUCGAGACGAGCAAGGAGGAUCUGGAGGCGCACUUUGGGCAGUGCGGCGCGGUUGAGAAUAUCCACAUGGCGACGUUCGAGGACACGGGCAAGUGCAAGGGCUUCGCGUGGGUAACGUUUGAAGAGCUCGAUGCUGCUUCUGCCGCGGUGAAGGGAUUCGUGUACAAGAAAGAUCCCGACGCCAAGAAGUCAAAGGCCAACGAUGAGGACGGCGAAGGAGACGACAAGUCCAAGAAGCGAAAGUUCAGACUCAACAAGCUCCUGGGCCGCGAUCUGCGCUGCGAAUUUGCAGAGGACGGCACUACGCGGUACCAGAAGCGCUAUGGAAAGAAGCCCGAAGACGGUGCCGGUGGAGGUGAGGGCAGGGGCUUCGGACGGCCGCAACGAGGCGGGAGGCCGUUCAAUCCCAGAAAUAACUUCGGGGAGCGCAAGGUCGAUCCUCGAACGAUUGCGCCUGGGUCAGCUCACAUGAACGCCCCUAGGGCUUCUGCUGCCAUUGUCAAGAGCGAGGGAAAGAAGACCACUUUCGAUUGA
Paraphaeosphaeria sporulosa is the source of this 1284-nucleotide messenger RNA. RefSeq lists its product as uncharacterized. Gene Ontology annotation, molecular function: RNA binding. The transcript has a single exon. The record is from RefSeq and is a predicted model, not a curated record. Lineage: Eukaryota; Fungi; Ascomycota; Dothideomycetes; Pleosporales; Didymosphaeriaceae. Bases 1 to 1284 code for a protein of 427 amino acids.